Molecule: messenger RNA, 1479 nt
Organism: Effrenium voratum
Lineage: Eukaryota; Dinophyceae; Suessiales; Symbiodiniaceae
Source: the annotation of a GenBank genome assembly
AUGGCGUGGGCGCACUGGGCAAGCUGGGCAAGCUGGGCGUGCCUGUCGGCUGCAGAGAUCCUGCCGUUGGAAGAGCUGUACUUGCAGACGCUGGUGGGCACACUCACAGGCGAGGUGCUCCGAACGCGCACCAUCUCCUUCGAUAGCGACAAGUUCGUGUCCUUUGACGCCACCUCAGAGGAGCGGCAGUGGGGCCGAACUGCAUGUGCGGAAUGCCUGACGAUGAUGGGCUCUCGACGCCUACGAGAUCUCUGGGAUCUGCUGGACGGAGUUCGGACCGCGGGCCUCAGAGGCGACUUUGUGCAGGCCGGCACCUGGCGGGGCGGCGCCUCGAUCUUUGCGAGAGGCUACUUUCAUAGCUACAAGCUCCAGAAGAAGGUCUACGCCUGCGACUCGUUUCAGGGCUUCCCGGGCGAUGCAUCUGACGCGCUGCAGAUGCUCAACGACACCAGCAUCUUCCACGUCAGUGAAGCGGAGGUGGCUCGCAAUUUUGCCGCCUUUGGGCUGCUGGAUGAGGACGUCCACUUGGUCCCAGGUUUCUUCUCCGAGUCCAUGGCAAAGCUCCGUGACGUUUUGCUCGAAGAGGGCAGACAAAUCGCCAUUCUGCACUUGGAUGCGGACCUGUACUCCUCAUACUUGGACGUCCUCUUCAAGACGUAUGACCUCGUUGAGCUUGGCGGGUACGUGGUCUGCGACGACUGCGGCUCGGUGGAGGAGGCCGGCCGCGCCGUCACGGACUUCCGGGUGCUGCACGGCAUCGAGGCGGCCCUGGAGAGCACAACGCACCACACCCGCUUCUGGCGCAAGACGAGAGACGUGUCUGUAGAUAUCGGCGCCUUCGAGUGUUGGCGUCGAAGCCGGCAGCCCUGGGGCCUCAUUUCCAGCUGCAUGGACUCCAGCGACGCCAUGCUGCGGAGCGAGCUUCGCACCUACCUGCUGUGGCUUCAGCCCACAUUCGAGGAGGACAUUGGUAUGCUACUGUGGAUGCUGAAUGUCUGGGAGGAGUCAGAGGCGAUGCCGCUGUGGAUGGUGGUGGACUUUCUGCAGGAGACCAGCACGCAGCUUCUCAAGGUGCUAGGCUCGGUGGACGCCUUUCACAAACCGGAGGUGCAGGAGGCGACGCUUGCCGGUUUCAUGUUGAUCCAGUUCUGCACCGAGAAGGCCAUGAGGCUGCUGUUUGAAGAUGGGCAAAACCCAGCAGACUCCAAGGCGAAACGUUUGCUGAACUCCGCCUAUGAGGCGAUGACGGUGCCGCCGCGGGUGUACUCGUCUCGGCUGCAGCUCUUGGCGGCCUUGGUGACUGAGUUCGGCGUGCCGCCGGAGCGCGAGGGCGUGGCGCUGGACCCCGCGGCGCAGCUGGCCAUGGAGUGGUUCAGCAACCCUGCCGCGGAAGUCCGGGAGAGCGCCGUGAGGUUGGGUCACGGAUCCUUCGUGAAAAACCUCGCUAAGCGGGUGCUGAAGGCUCAGUUCAAGCCGUGA